AUGGCAAUUGUAAAUGCAAACUGUGAAUUUAUCAUGGUCGAUGUUGGAGCAAACGGUCGAAUAUCAGACGGUGGAGUUAUUAAGAAUACAACCUUUUGGAAUCUACUUGCCAAUAAUCAACUCAAUAUACCCGAACCCAUUACAUUACCAGCAUUUUCCAAAGAAUUACCCUUCGUUUUCGUAGGCGAUGAAGCGUUUCAAUUGACACCAAAUGUCAUGAAACCGUACAGAAGAACAGAUUUUACAGAUAAUAAGAAGAUUUUUAAUUACAGAUUGUCCCGUGCGCGAAGAAUUGUAGAAAAUAGUUUUGGGAUACUGUCAUCUCGAUUGAAAAUGUUAAAUAAAGCAAUCCUAUUGGCUCGAAAUAAAGUUCGCAAAAUAGUGCUCGCUUGCUGUUAUCUUCAUAACUAUUUGUCAAAGAGAAAAGAUAUGUAUUUACCCCGAGCUGAUGUAGACUAUGAGGAUGUUAAUAAUGGCAAUAUAGUACCAGGUUCAUGGGGAGCAGAAGAAAGGCAGUUGAUCUCUUUACAAGCCCUCAGAGGUAAUUUGGCAAACGAGGCAAAAAUAAUACGAGAUGACUUGUCAAUACUUUAA
Molecule: messenger RNA, 594 nt
Organism: Parnassius mnemosyne (clouded apollo)
Lineage: Eukaryota; Metazoa; Arthropoda; Insecta; Lepidoptera; Papilionidae
Source: the annotation of a GenBank genome assembly